AUGAGCUAGAAAAAAGUUACUAUUCAGGAAUAUAUCACAAACAAGGUGAAGCCUGUGUUCGAUUAACUAAUAGCUAGGAUAGUCAUAGAGAAACCAGAUGAUGUAUAUGGAUGGUCUAUAAAUUGGUUGCAAAAACAAUGUAAUUAUUGACUUUAAUGAUUUAAGAAAGUGGUGUCUAAGUGGAGUAGCAUGUACAUCAUGAUCUCAGUGAAGAAGAAGAGGAGGAGGAGGAAGUAGUUUUAGAGAUAAAACAACAAUAAAAGCAACAAACUAGAGCAGCAGUUUCCGCUGAAGUUUAUGGAGAUUACAAUAAAAAGGAAGAUUUUAAGCCAAGAUUUAUAUAGAAAUCGGAAGCCUAAAUCGAAAGGAUAAAGAAAAGAAUCUUAAAUUCAUUUAUGUUUUAAGCUUUGGAUGAAAAGGAUCUGAAUAUUGUAUUAGGAGCUAUGGAUGAAAAGAAAUUUCAGUAAGAUUUAUCAUUUACUUAAUUAAGAGUUGGAGACAUUGUUAUAAAGCAAGGAGAUGAUGGAAAUGAGUUAUAUGUUAUUGAUGAAGGAAGAUUGGAAUGUUACAAAAAGUUUACAGGAUUGGAGGAAGAGAAAUUGUUAAAGACUUAUAUUCCUGGAGAGUCUUUUGGAGAAUUGGCCUUAUUAUACAACGCUCCAAGAGCAGCUACUAUUAAAGCUAUAGAGGAAGUCACAACAUUUGCUUUGGAUAGAGAAACUUUUAACAAUAUUGUCAAGUUCUCUGCAAUAAAAAAGAGAGAGUAAAUGGAAGAAAUCCUUAAUAAAAUUGAACUAUUAUAAUCUAUGGAUAAUUAUGAACGAUUAUAAUUAUGCGAUGUGCUAAAAGAGGAAAAACAUAAGGCAGGUGAAACCAUCAUUAAUGAAGUAUUUAUUAAAUUAAAAAAAAAGGGUGAAAUUGGAGAUAGGAUUUAUUUGAUUAUUGAAGGAGAAUUAGAAGCUUAUUGGAAAGGUUAGAGUGAAAAAGUUUAUGAUUAUAAACCAGGAGAUUAUUUUGGAGAAUUGGCUCUUCUAAAGAACUCUCCAAGAUAAGCUACUGUAGUAGCUAAAGUAUUUAAAAUAUAAAAAUUUAGACUGAUGUUGUGUUAUUAUAUUGUGAUUUCAAUUCAUUUAGUAGAUUGAUGGGUCCCCUUGAGGAAGUACUCAAAAGAAAUGUGGAGAGAUAUGAAAAAUAUUUACAGUAAUGAUU
Molecule: messenger RNA, 1209 nt
Organism: Paramecium pentaurelia
Lineage: Eukaryota; Ciliophora; Oligohymenophorea; Peniculida; Parameciidae
Source: the annotation of a GenBank genome assembly